AUGCAGGACAUGGCAAACUGGGACCCUUCCUAUCCCGACGAGCGAGUCUCCUGGUACGACGAGUACAUGCAGCGCAAUGGCCCCACCAGCAUCAACUGGCUGCAGGCGCCCAAGACGCUGGGCGGGGGGGACUCCCAAGCGAUGAUCGAAGUCCGAGGCGUCGCGCUCUACGAGGCCUUCCACGGCGGCGGCGGCGGCGGCGGCGAGGCCACGCUGGCCGUGUCGCCGCUCGACGAUGGCUCGGUGUGCCUCUGGGAUGUCAGGGGUACCCGCGGGCGAAAGGGUGGCAUCUUGGCGAGGAGCAAGCCCGACGUCCUUUUCAUCGACGGACCAAGCAGCCAGAACUCUCGACGGAGCAAAAAGAUCAACACGGGUGUUACCGAGUGCGUCAGCGUCGACAACGAUGGCCAUCGGGCCUUUUUCGCCGUCCAAAGCCACCUCAUCGAGGUUGACCUCAAUCGCUUGGACGUCGUGAGCCAGGAGUCGUUUGAGUGGUCCAUCACGACUCUUUCCGCCGUGCACCAGAGCCAGCCUCUGACGGUGGGGACGACACUCGGCGUCCACCUUCACGAUUUUCGUGCGAGGAGUCGGCCGUGUCGUGAUGCAGUCGAUCGCGUGGACGGGCAGCAGCACGAGCAGUCCAACGUCCUUCGAGCCAUCUUCGAUCCCACGCCGCUGGCGCCGUACGCGUCGCUGUCUCAGCCGACGCCGAUAAGCAUCCUUCAUCUUCCUAGGCCAGGACACCAAAGCCUCGUGUCGGACGACAUUUACGUAUCGGGUCGGUUUUCCAACAUACUCCACUACGACAGACGCAAGUUCCCGGCCAUCGUUGGAUCCAUCUACUCGGGAGCGCUCAUCUCAAGCCUCGCGACGCUUCCGCAUCCCUUCUCGACCGUCGACAUGGAGGUGCGACGGCGGGGCGAGUUUAGCGCCGAACGGGUCGCGCACAUGAAGGCGGCGGGCUCGGGACAGACGCUGAUCGCCGGCGGCAGCUACAACAACAAAGGCUCGCUGGAGAUGUACGGCCUGAGCUCGGCAUCGGAUGCGGACGGGCAGGCGACGGUGCUGAGCUCGGUGAUGAAGAAUCGGCAAUCGGCGGCGUCGGCGGCGAUACUGUCGGUGAUCAACCACGGCACGAGAAUCGUCUUCUCCGACGGCUCCGGCCUUAUCAAAUGGUUCGAGAGGGAUGGCUCGACCGAGUGCCGCCGGGUGCGGGUCGGCCACAGCGACGCCGAGGAACGGUCGACCCUCUUCGUGCCGGGGGCGGGAUCGGACGACCUCGCACGCAAGAUUCUGUCGACGGCGCCGACGCAGGGGCAGGGGCGAGGGCAAGAUCAAGACCGGCCCGGCAGCGACAACAUUUUGUUUUGGACUGGAGACAAACUGGGGAUGGUGAGCUUCACGUCGGAACCACUGUUCGAGACGAAUGAUUUUGACGCCCCACGACCGGAGGCUCAGGACGAGGACGAAAAGAGUCGAAUGUACGCCAUCAGCAUGCGCGAGGCGCUGGAGUGGCAGGCGGAUGAAGUCAAGUUUAUGGGCAACAUGGGCAUGAGAGGUCAGGGUGCGAGCGGAUAA
This is a messenger RNA of Drechmeria coniospora, 1578 nucleotides long. Its product is annotated as F-box domain containing protein. NCBI's taxonomy places the organism in Eukaryota, Fungi, Ascomycota, Sordariomycetes, Hypocreales, Ophiocordycipitaceae. The coding region runs from base 1 to 1578 and encodes 525 amino acids. Gene Ontology annotation, molecular function: protein binding. Gene Ontology annotation, biological process: protein polyubiquitination. The record is from RefSeq and is a predicted model, not a curated record. The transcript has 2 exons.